This is a messenger RNA of Phyllotreta striolata, 2514 nucleotides long. Lineage: Eukaryota; Metazoa; Arthropoda; Insecta; Coleoptera; Chrysomelidae. The record is from the annotation of a GenBank genome assembly.
UGUCCGCAACAGUCUAAACGUUCAUGUAGUCCGAACAAGGUGCUGCCUAACAUCAUGGCGCGAAGGGUAGCAAGUGUUUAUUUAAAUUGUUUAAUAAUUUGUGCAACGACAACUGUUCUCGUUUCGGCCUUAACUCUCAACCAAGCUACGACGAAACCCCGCCAUACUAAAUUCAGCACACCUUCGACAGACAGCAGCGGCUCGCCGGUCACGUCUGCUUCCAAUGCUGCUCAGAACAAAGCGGCAGAUUCGGGAGUCGCCUACUACCGGCUAAUCAGCAGAAUGGGCGCUACCUGCAUUCUGCUAAAGACUGAUGCUGUAGUCGAAGUGAAUUAUACAUUGCACGAUUUAGAAGAACAAGUUAGCGCUUUUAUUCCCGAGAAAGCUUUAAUCGAAGGCGAAUGUAAAGAGGAAGAUAAAGCUACGAUGAGAAUUUCAUGGACCGGUUAUAGUUUAAUCAUCAAUUUCGCAAAGACACCUGGUGGUGAACGAUGGUACAUAAGUUUAAUAAGACUUAGUGCAAGCCCUGAUCUGCCAGGUUUUCACGGCGUUUCAAUUCCAAGAAAAUCGUCGAUUGAACUGUAUCACCGCAAUAUGCUAAUUCCGACGCCGGUAGGAAAAUCGUACUCCUGCAACGAGGUGGAAGUGCCCUUAGAAACGGACGAGGACGACAAUCCUCCGCCCGGUCUGAAAGGCACUUUACUCCUAAGGUUGCUCCAAGUCCAGCCUUUCAUGUACAAGAGCGAGGACUUCGAACCGGCUCACGAGUGCAAACGUCAGAGGGCUUUUAGGGAUGAAACAGCUCCGAUAGCAGUUGGUUCAACGUUGGCGGUAGCUGUGUUAGUUACAAUAUCUGGUUAUGGAGUCUAUAGAUAUUUUAAAGUGAAAAAUGUCCAGUACAACACCAUGGAGUAAAAUUCAUAAGCAUGUUGGUGCUUAAGGAUGUUUUCGUUAGAUUUGAUGCCAAUUUUUUUUGUCAUAUCGCUAUAGGAACAUAUCAUUUACUAGAAACAUGAGGCAAUAUGUGUGUAUUGUUCAAUCUUCGUUCUUAAUAAUGAAUCAAAAAUGAUAUGAAUUAAGACGUUGAAAGCCUAUUGAUAUAUUGAAUUGACGUUUUUUAAUAAACACGGAAAUGUUUUCCAGUUGUAAUCAAAAUUGAAAACUCAAUUAUCAUAAAAUAAUGUUUAAAUUAUUUACUAAAAUAAUAGUUUAUGUAAAUAUUCUGUUAUCGAUGGCAGUCGGAAUAUUGUUAAAACAAUACUAAUAUCAUAUAUUUCCAAAAAUAUCAUCGGAAUCUAAACUUAUCUAAAUACCUUAGGAAAUAAGUGGGAACAUCAAAUAAUGAUGAUUGAUAAUGAUUGAUUCUACAAAAAUAGUAUUUUCCGAUUGGCCAUAACUUUAUAAACUGUUAAUCAUAUCAAAUUAUUUAUGAUGAUUUUUUCUUGACAAGUUUGUCCAAUUAUAGGUACUCAUGGUUCUAAAGGUAACAAAUUGUCAUAUCUAUUAGUCAAUAUACUCUAUUGUUAAACCGUUUGAUUGAAUUUUAAUAAAAGAAAAGCAGUAUUAACAUUGCAAAGAUAAAAUAAUUAACAAUAAAUAUUAAAAUAACUAAAAAAUAAUAUUUUUCGAAAAUAUUCAUUAUGCAAACAGUUCACAAAAGUAGAUUAGGAAGCUGCACUUUUCGACUGUAAAUACCUGUACUUACUGCAUAUAUUAACGUACAAGUGCUCCUCGAGAAAAUUAACUGGCAAAAAAUAUAGAGCAAGAUACCUAUACAAAAAGUUUAAAGGUGGUAAAUUAAUGUAAUGUUUUAAAAUUAAAUCACUUUCCAAAUAUAUAGAAAAGUAAGUAAAAAAUCUGUAAUUGUCAACAAUAUUUCGAAUCACAAUGCAAUAUUUUUCUUAAUCUAAUUUUUAUUUUAUAUUUAGGCAUGUAAUAUACCUUUAAAUAGUUAUCCAACUCUUGUUAAAAUUAUGUAGUAUAUUAAAAUAUUUAAUGUAGGUGACAAAAAAAUCAAUUAAACCGAUAUUCAGAAAUCCCUUGAGCAGGCUUAAAAAAUUUACUUUGAUAAUCAAACAUUUUUUCUAAGAAUUUACAGUUUGAUUUAUUUAGUUUGUGUAGUAGAUAUUUAUUUUUUUUCACCUGAAAGGUUGAUUAGACACUUUUAAAAUCUUUAUUGUUAAAUGAUAGUCAACAUAUCCUUGCAAUGUAAAAAUUAUUUUAUUUUUUCGUAUGUAGUCGUAAAAAAAUUAUAUGGUAUAUAACAAAGGUGAUUUAUGAAAAUUUGUAACUAACAAUUCGUCAAUUUGUGAAUAAAAUCAGUCAUAUCAAUAAAAUUAAUCCGGUGUUUUUAUCGCUGCAAAUUUUCAUAGAGUAUUUUUGAAAUUGCCAUGGCCUGUCUUCCAAUAAAAUAUAUUACUAAAAUUAAACGAAUGUAGUUCGAUGUGUUAAAUUAAGGUACCUAAUUAAAAUUAUACAUCUAUAAAUAUUAAAUUUAAUAAAGUAUAAAAUUCG